Molecule: messenger RNA, 1199 nt
Organism: Salvia hispanica
Lineage: Eukaryota; Viridiplantae; Streptophyta; Magnoliopsida; Lamiales; Lamiaceae
Product: transcription factor MYB106-like
Source: RefSeq, a predicted model, not a curated record
AUUUCCCAAAACCCCAUCACCAAAUAUUUAUCCCACAAAAUCACUCUCUCUCUCUCUCUCUCUCCAAAUCUUAGGUUGCAAAUAGAUUUGACUAGGGUUCUAAAGUUAUUUGCCACACCACCCUUUUCUUGGAAAAUAACUAAUCAAGAAAUGGUGAGAUCCAACGGCCAAGAGAAGACAGAGGUGAAGAAAGGUCCAUGGACUCGUGAGGAAGAUCAGAAGCUUCUUGCUCAUAUUGAAGAACAUGGCCAUGGAAGUUGGCGUGCCCUCCCUGCAAAAGCUGGGUUACAAAGAUGUGGGAAGAGUUGUAGAUUGAGAUGGACUAACUAUCUUAGACCAGACAUCAAGAGAGGCAAAUUUAGCUCCCAGGAGGAGAAGGCCAUUAUUAGACUCCAUGCCCUUCUUGGCAACAGGUGGUCGGCAAUAGCAACCCAUCUGCCAAAGAGAACAGACAACGAGAUCAAGAACUAUUGGAACACUCGGUUAAAGAAGCGGUUGGCCCGGAUGGGGAUCGACCCGGCCACCCACAAGCCGAAGGAGAACCUGGGCUGUUCAGCCCAGUCGAGGCAGGCGGCCGUGGUAAGCCACAUGGCCCAGUGGGAGACUGCCCGCCUCGAGGCUGAGGCCCGCCUGGUCAGGGAGUCGAAGCUUCUGUCAAAGCUUCAACUCCUCUACAAGAUCGCGGCGCCCGUGCCUCCUCAGCAGGCACCGGCGCCGGUGUGCCUAGACGUGCUCAAGGCGUGGGAAGCCUCCAACGGCGGCGGCGGCAGCCUAUUCAUGCACGACUCCCCGACUUCAACCCUAAACUUGGGGAGAGUAAACGAGUACGUGCAAGAGAGGGGAAAUUUGAUGCAGGAGAAUAGUUGUUUGAAUUCUAUUAAUAAUGUAGAAGGAUCCAUGGAUGCUACGUUGUUGAGCUCCGAUUGCUACAACAGUUCUUACGCCGGAGAGUUUGAAGACAACAAGAAUUAUUGGAAUGAAUUGCUUAAUUUAGUGAGUUCGCCUGUGGAAUCACCUGCGUUUUAGUGUUUGUCUGUAAUUAUGUAAGUCUAGUGGGGUUGCAUUUAGUGUAUGUGAUUAGUAGGGUAUGACCUGCCUUGGUUGAUUAUCAUCAGAGAACUGCUACUUUUCUUCAUCACCAUAUCGGUUGGUGGUUGUGUUUUUUUUUUGGAAAUUGAAAUCAACCUUUUCUUAUUUAA